Molecule: messenger RNA, 290 nt
Organism: Candidula unifasciata
Lineage: Eukaryota; Metazoa; Mollusca; Gastropoda; Stylommatophora; Geomitridae
Source: the annotation of a GenBank genome assembly
GGCACUGAAGAGCCAUUGACACCUUCACACAUCAAAGCUACAGACCCAGACACAGCUGCCCAAAACAUUACCUAUGUGAUUGCCAAGCCACCGUCUUACGGUCGUCUGUAUAACCGGGGAGUUUUGGUCAGUUCAGCCUUCACACAGCAUGACGUAGAUGUUGGGUUUAUCACUUAUGAGAGUGAUGGAUCAAGAGCAGGAUUGGAUAAUUUUCUCUUCACUGUAACUGAUGGACGCCAUGAAGGAUUCCUGAUCAAUGGCAGUCUACAGACGCAACCAGCAAUGAUGAG